Microsporum canis CBS 113480 is the source of this 1883-nucleotide messenger RNA. RefSeq names its product LMBR1 domain containing 1. The transcript has 3 exons. NCBI's taxonomy places the organism in Eukaryota, Fungi, Ascomycota, Eurotiomycetes, Onygenales, Arthrodermataceae. The record is from RefSeq and is a predicted model, not a curated record. Gene Ontology annotation, biological process: protein localization to vacuole. The coding region runs from base 96 to 1883 and encodes 595 amino acids. Gene Ontology annotation, cellular component: vacuolar membrane.
AGGGAUAGGCCUCUUUGCCAGCUCGUUCACUAAACCUUGUUUUCCUUGAGUGUUGCGUAAAAAGAAACAGGUCCAGCCCGUUCAGCCCUACAAAAAUGUCGCUACUCCAAUCUACCCUCAUAUGGAUUGUGUACGCGGUUGUGGUUGUGGUUUUGAUCGCGAUAGCUUCGGUAUUUGUUUACGUUUACCAAGCUCCCAGAGAAAGGUCAGGACUGGUCUCGGCAGUAUGCAUUGUCACCGUGUCGGCUCUCUUAGCCACCGUUCUACUGCUGCCGGUAGACAUUGCCUUGGUAUCAUCUACCAAUUCACGGAAACUGGGUCAGAGGAAGGACUGGGCAACGCCAGAUGCAGUCGCCAGUAUUGUACAGUCUCUCACGAUUGUAUACUACGCUCUCUACUCGCUUGAUACCAUCCUCUGCCUGCUGGUCAUUCCGUUCACGUAUUUCUGGUACGAAGAAUAUGACGAGCUCGCUGAACACCAGGACUGGGAUGCCUUCGGGAAGAGAUUCUGGGGCGCCUUUCGAUAUACGGCUGCAUUCCUUGCAGUGACGGUCAUCCUCUUCCUGGUUGGGUUUUUCGUUCCGGUUGCCCGGAAUAGAGGUGGAGCUGGGCUUGACCUGGACUACUUCAAACAUCUACUCACAGAAAAUAAUGGCGAAAGAGCUCUGACGUUUGCCCUGGGACUGCUGACAAUGAUUGGUAUCGUGGUUUAUGUAUUAUAUACAUCCACCGGUCUUGCGCUUUUUCCGGUGUCAUUUAUCAAAUCAGCUCCCUCCGUCUCCAGUCCGUCUUUAUAUGCCACGACGGCUUCAAGGCUCGAGGAGAAUAUCGAACGUCAACGCCAGCUCGAAGGCAGAUGCGGAGGUAAUCUUGAUCACUUAUCAUCAAAGGAUCGACGAGAGCUUGACUCUCUAGUACGCGAAGAACGCACUUUGAGACGUCGGCAGCGCUUGGCGGAAUCUAAUGCGGGCGAUGGAAGAGGCUAUCUUGUGAAAACAUGGCACAAGAUAGAGGCCGUGUUCCGACCCGUCAAGCUUCUUGGGGGACUGCUACUACUUCUGCUUUCCAUCGUGAUAUGGGUUUCGAUGCUGCUCACCGGAAUUGACAAGGCGAUGAACUCUGUUUGCAAACACAAAUGCGGUUAUAUCCUCGGGAAGGUUAACCUGUUCAACCCCAUCAACUGGGCACUUCUUCAGUCCGCGAAAGUUUUCCCCAUCGACUAUGUUCUGUUCACCGUUUUAGUGUUACACUUCUUCAGCAGCUCAGUUAUUGGGGUCGCAACGGUUGGCAUUCGAUUCUUAUGGGUCAGGAUAUUCGGCAUCAGGAAGGGCCACACCACUCCCCAGGCUCUGCUCCUCGCCACGGUGAUACUCGCUCUUAUCAUUCUAGCCCUUAACUUCUCGAUAUCCAUGAUGGUGGCUCCACAGUACGCGACAUAUGGGCCGCAAACAUUCUGCGACAUUCCAUCUGAACAUGCAGGACAGGGAAUAAGCUGCAGAAGCCGGCCUCAGGAUGUCAAGCCUUGUUCUGAACUGACAAGAAACCACUCGGCAAUGGACGUGUGCACGCCCAGUGUUGUUAGUGUCUUCUUGAAUCGGAUUACGUUGAACUUCCCGUUCUUCGGCAUGGUUAAUUUCUGGGCACAAUUCAUCUUCUUAGGUAUCUCAUUCAUUGUCUUCGUUACCAUGCUUUUCCGAACCCCUAGGCUUGAUGAACAACAGCUGGAUGAGGAUGCGGAGGAAGCUGAGGAAGAAGGGCUGCUUGCCUCUACCGGUAGGAGGUUUGGAGCUACGUGGGAAGAUAUUAUGGGCCGGGCGGCAAAUCCACAUACCGGCUCUGAGGGUAGACAGACUCGAGAUCAUAGCUACCCCAACAACGGAUGA